This is a messenger RNA of Rhopalosiphum maidis (corn leaf aphid), 1260 nucleotides long. RefSeq lists its product as uncharacterized. Bases 1 to 1260 code for a protein of 419 amino acids. The record is from RefSeq and is a predicted model, not a curated record. The transcript is spliced from 5 exons. Lineage: Eukaryota; Metazoa; Arthropoda; Insecta; Hemiptera; Aphididae.
AUGAUAUCAAUAGUGGUUGUCGAAGAUUCGGUCCAACAUUAUGACGUCAUUGUGGGACGGACUUUCACGGAUUGCAAUAAUGUCACUUUUGUCAAGACUAACGAACAACUGCUGUUUGCUUACGAUAUGCAAUUUUCAUUUCAUGACACCGAAGUACCAUGCGAGGCGUCAAAACGACAUAGUAUGACAGUUUUAAGCAAGAAGGAGACUCUACCUGCGAAGGCUAUGAAGUUGGUGGAGGUACAAACAAUUGCUCCACCAAUCUAUGAUAGUUGCCCGUCACUUGAAUCUGCGGAAUAUCAAGUAACCAUGAUAGAUUCGGUCAAGUCUCUAAUAAGUGGCUGUGCCUACAUCAGCUACAAUUAUUCUCUGAACUCGGUCUCACAACAAUCAUUAAGACUGUGGUUUGGUAGUGUAGAGUAUAGCAACCAAAGUUGCCAUUACCAGGGAAUGGAAUAUUUUAAUUUUUACUGCAUGGGAAAAUUACCCUCGCCAACAGAAGACACAAAAGAGGGACGUAUGAGGUAUAUACGGUUAUAUGAAGCAGAUGCUAACAAGGCGGGAAACCCAGAUCACAGAUGUGCUUUGUACAAGACAGGCAUCGAAAACGCCACUACAUUUCGGAUGGCGGUUAGCGAGAACACUUCGUGUGAUGGCCUGUUAAACAUGCUUUCUCGUCCAAAGAUGAAGAUUCCUGAGUAUAACAAAGGAUCCGUGUUGUUAUUGUUUAACAAGACCAGACUCAACACGUUGGUAACAUCAUCUCUGCCUGAUACGACAACCACUGAGUCAAUGGAGUCAAUAGCCAUCUCUGUUGAAGGAGACUUCCUUCAACAUUUUGGAAAUCGACUUAACCAAUUUGGUGGCUCUUCCGCAUUGAGUACAGCGGUUCAGAAUAAAACUAAAAGGGAACAACGACAUGCCCUACCUUACGCAUUUGCUAGAGUUGGCGGACGUGGUUCAGUUAUGUCCCUCUAUAAUUCGCAGUCGGCUAUGUAUGAAAAUGAAGAUGCUGCAAACACAACCACAACAACUAUAGAUAAAAAUAGGUUACAUCAAUCAUUGGAAAUCGAACACAUUCAAAAAAGGCGCAGACGCUCAGUAUCAAACGUUAAGUCAACAUCCAAAACCGAUGUUCCAGUGUUGGCAGGCAUUAAUCCUUUUUCUUUAAUUCUUGUUAAUCGUGGGCACAAUAAUAAAACGGGUUCUAUAAAACCACUUGGAUUAUGGGACCAAAUUACGAAAUUAUUUAAAGAUUGA